Messenger RNA from Malania oleifera, 1409 nucleotides. Its product is annotated as large ribosomal subunit protein uL3c. Gene Ontology annotation, biological process: translation. Gene Ontology annotation, molecular function: structural constituent of ribosome. Bases 103 to 1047 code for a protein of 314 amino acids. Gene Ontology annotation, cellular component: chloroplast envelope; ribosome. Lineage: Eukaryota; Viridiplantae; Streptophyta; Magnoliopsida; Santalales; Ximeniaceae. The record is from RefSeq and is a predicted model, not a curated record. The transcript has 2 exons.
GCGGUUGAAACGUUUGCCCGAAAUAAAGAAAAGGAAAUCUAGCCGUGGAAGGGGAUAAGGAAAACCGACUUCUCACUUUUCUCUCUCCUGCUCCGCUUAGAGAUGGCGGUGGCCUCAGUGUCAUCAUCCAUGGCCAUGGGGAUUCUUGGGACGAGCUCCUCAAGAAAAAACGGUCAUCCUCUACCCUCACUAUCACUGAAGAAUUCUGUAAAUUCUCGCUCCUACUAUGAUGGUUCUCUCCAUUGCUCUUUCUUCGGCACUUCUCUCAUCGUUCCCGAUUCAAUGCACUCUCGAAAGAAGAAGAUGAACCAGAACCAGCAAUCACAGCAAUCGGCAGGGAAAAGAGGAGCAGGCCUGGUGGUAAUUAUUGGAAUGAGCAUGGAAGCCGGCAUUGGGGUAAUGGGGACGAAGCUGGGAAUGAUGACCUACUUCGAAGCCGAUGGCAAGGUGGUUCCCGUGACGGUCGUCGGCUUCAGGGAAGGGAAUAUCGUGACGCAGGUGAAGACAGAGGCUACCGACGGAUACGACGCUGUCCAGGUCGGUUAUCGCCGCGUCAGGGACCGCAAGCUUACGAAGCCGGAGCUGGGCCACUUAAACAAAGCUGGGGCCAUCCCCAUGCGACACCUCCAGGAGUUCCGCCUCCCUGGCUCCGUCAUCGAGGGUUUUCUGCCCAACCAGCGCCUCCUCUUCCAGGAGCUCUUCAAAGAGGGCGACCUGGUGGACGUGUCGGGCACCACCAUUGGGAAGGGCUUCCAGGGAGGCAUUAAAAGACAUAACUUCCGGAGGGGCCCGAUGAGUCAUGGGUCGAAGAGUCACCGGGCUCUUGGGUCCAUUGGUGCUGGAACCACUCCAGGUCGCGUUUAUCCAGGCAAGAAGAUGCCUGGCCGGAUGGGAGGAACCAAACGCAAGAUCCGGAAGCUCAAAAUUGUCAAGAUUGAUGAAGAACUCCGCGUGCUCAUGAUCAAGGGUGCGCUUCCUGGUAAGCCAGGAAAUCUUCUUCGGAUAGCACCAGCCAAGAUUGUUGGGAAGAACAUCCCGAAGAACUAGUUCUGGAAACCCAGAAAGACUGGCGGAGCAUGACCGCCAUUGAGUUGAUUGUACUACCCUACUAGGAGGGUAAGUUUGGACUAGAAUCAGAGGAUUUUGAUGUGAGGUCCUAGGGAUGUUUUGUAAUUUUGGGAGAUUACAUAUAAACACAAUAUUUUGAGAUAUACUUGACUCUGGUAUUAUGUAUUUUGUGGUUAUGAGUGUGUGAUUUACAUUUACUGCUGCUUAGGUUUCGUUGUAUAUGACAGGUGUCUCCACUACCCACGGGUUCGGGUUGACUAUUUUAUUUAUUUUUCUUUUCUUGUAUGAAUAUAUAAGCAGGUUGUUACACUACACAUUGCAAAUUUGAGCAUAAAAUUAUU